AUGCCAAUUUGCUCAAAUGGGCCAUUGAAUUCAACUACGAUGUUUCUGUUGAUGAUGGUCUCUUUUUUAAUACGCGAAUCAGUGUCAGUGUUCAGGGGAUACAGCAGAUUGGCAGCUGAGACCGGUACUAUUGCAGCAGAAAUAGAUCCAAAAAAUAUGUUCAUUUUAAGGGGCAUUCUGUGGAUUUGA
Enterospora canceri is the source of this 189-nucleotide messenger RNA. Lineage: Eukaryota; Fungi; Microsporidia; Enterocytozoonidae. The record is from the annotation of a GenBank genome assembly.